AACCUCCGUAGAGUUUACCCACUUAAAAUCACCAACCAUUUCAUGCGGCCACUGCCCAACGCCAUGCAUGUACUCGUACGACGGUGUACGUCCAAGGUAACACAAACUCAGUUGAUGUGCUCGUGUAAGUCGGCCUUGUUGGUUGAUGCCUUAUCUCUUCCCCCUCAUCCACGCCCAAGUCCAAGUGUGUCUCAGAUUUCGCUCCUUCGUCCCGAGACAUUUUGACUGAUACUGCUGAUUGCUAUGAAUAACACACUGCUCCCGAGUCAAUCACAGACAUGGCCUCAAAACGACUAUCUAAAAUUAAGAAAGUCUUAUCAAAGCUUGGGAAGAUUUUCAAGUGCAAAAAGCAACAACCAAUGGAGCCACAGUCUCAAACGGAGCCUGAGACAGUUUCGAAAGCUCUGGAGGCUGAGUCCUGGGCGGCAGCUCCUACUGCACAAACGAUCACUUUACCAACGAACACAUCCGACGCGGCCCCUGUUAUACCCGAGACAUCAAAUCUAAGUCAGUCGAAGAUAGUCGAGACAUCGCUUUGGGACCGCGCAUAUGACGGCCUUAGGGAGAAGGAUAGGAAGCUAAUCGACGUAUACGAGCGUCUACUAUCCAGAGAGUUGCCAACAAGUACCAAUACAAAGAGUGGCACACAUUUCGACGAUACUCGACAGGUUUCUUCACCUGCUGUACAUGACAAUGUCGAUGAAAAAUACAUAAAAAAUGAGAACCAGAUUGACAGCGACAAUCUCAAUCGUCGAGGCCAGUUGCAUAAAAUCACCCGCAACGGACUGCAGCAGUUGGAUAAGAAGAGGGCCAAAUACAAUAUAUUUGGCCAGGAGUUCAUAUUGCGUGACCAAUUGACACAGGCUACUCGGCUCAUCCAAACCAUCAAGGAUGUCAUUGACGAUGCCGUUAGGGUAUCCCCUGAAGCCUCUCUAGCAUGGGCUGGCAUCUGCGUCAUUCUUCCCAUCUUCAUGAACCCCAGCGCCGCAGAAGAGGCCAGUCGUGAUGGUUACAUAUACGUCACCUCUCGCAUACGCUUCUAUGUCAAGCUGGAGACUCUGCUGCUGAAGAGCAAGACGCUGCACGAUUCUGGCAUACAUGUCGAGCUUGAGGACAGUCUCUUGGCACUGUAUCAGCUAAUCAUUGAUUUCCAGAUCAGGACCGUUCGACGUGUCUAUCUAACACGUCUUGAGAGACUGGCAGAGGACGCGGUUGGACACGAAGACUGGAAGGGCAUGAUGGCUAGAAUCCAAGAGUCGGAAAAGUUGUUCAGCAAAGAUUACAAACUAAUCAAGGAUGUGCCAAUGAGAGCAGCCCUAGAGGAGCUGAAUGGCAAUGCAGAAAAGUUGGCAGCGGACAUUGAUUCUAUGCUGUCUUCCCUGGUCAAGGAGAGUCGCAAUGUGCCUACGUUUGCGUUUCAAAAUGAGGGUUCGGGUGAUCAAUUCAACGCGACAGGCGGGAUCCAGUAUAAUGCGACUGGCAAUGGCAAGCACUUCACUGGGGCAACUUUUAGUGGAACUGUACACUUCUAGUUUGAAGACAAUGUUCAAAAUGGCUGUGCUUUCAUUCAUGUAAACGCUAGCAAAUUGA
Messenger RNA from Trichoderma asperellum CBS 433.97, 1590 nucleotides. RefSeq lists its product as uncharacterized. The record is from RefSeq and is a predicted model, not a curated record. NCBI's taxonomy places the organism in Eukaryota, Fungi, Ascomycota, Sordariomycetes, Hypocreales, Hypocreaceae.